Messenger RNA from Cyclospora cayetanensis, 1203 nucleotides. RefSeq lists its product as uncharacterized. Lineage: Eukaryota; Apicomplexa; Conoidasida; Eucoccidiorida; Eimeriidae. The transcript is spliced from 5 exons. Bases 1 to 1203 code for a protein of 400 amino acids. The record is from RefSeq and is a predicted model, not a curated record.
AUGGGCGUGGAGGCAGGUAAUAAGAAGGGGGAAACACGGCAAAUGAACGGCGCCUUGGCAAGAGGAAACAGGCAGACUUGCUGUUCUCUAUCGCGCUCCCAACGGAAAGAGCAACAGCGGCCCCGCAGACGGCUGCAGCGGAUUAAGACGAAGGAGGUGUGCCUUCACGCGAAGCCGAGUGGCUGCAUGUGCUGUAUAUAUGCGUGCCGGGGAGAAUAUUUGGACGUGGCUGGCACCGCUCUCUGCAUUUUUGCGUGCGUGUUAGUCUCUGCCGACACCGACUUGUGUUGCUCUAUGGCUUCGUCUGUCGUGUUUGUGCCUGUGCUGUUGCUUCUGCAGAGAGCUGCGGCUGCCCCACAGAACGCGAGCACUGUAUCUACAUCUCCAGGGUUAUCCCCGGGGCUGGUGCGCGCCGCCGCGUCUCCUUGGGGGCCUCCCAGUGCAGCUAAGAGGUUCUUAGGGGCGAAGACCUGUGGGGGCCCCUCUCCUCGAGAGUCCUUCCUUGAAGGCUCUGUUGUGUCGCAGUCUCCUUCAUCUUUCUGCUGCGCCGCGUCAGUCACGAGCGAGGCAAACACAGCUAGGACCUGUGGCAGCAGCAGCAACAGGGGGCGGUCGGGUUGCUCAGCCAAGAGGGCUCGAGACUUCCACCACCAUGUUUCAGCUAGAGGGCAAGGGGUUGCUGCUGUUGGGGGGAGGGGUCAAGACGCUCUAUAUCCAGAUGUUCAUGCGUGUCGUCCCCGAAUAUUCUUCAUUACACUUAGCUCAGUGAAGAGGCAGGCAAUUCUAAAGCUAUCAUUGGCGGCUGCAGGCCGGGGGGAGGAUCCGUCCCCUUGUGGGGAUGAUCACAGCACGCGCACCUCUUCGGCUAAGUUAGAUACAACAACGAGCAGCACUGCAGCCACAGACAAGGCGGCCUCUCCCCCGCCUCAGGGAAAGUGCGCCCUCACUGGUGGAGUAGAGGGACUUGAACUUCCUGUCGCCUGCAACGCGAUGACGCACGCAGACGAAAUAUCUAGCGAUCUUUCUCCACUGCCCACUCUUCAUUUGUUUGUUACUAUGCAGACCACUGUUUUUCAAAGAUUCAAUGCAAUAGCAGCUGAAAACUGGCAACUGACUGCCUUCGAGCUGCAGGGCUGCCGACUUGAUGCUGCGUUGUCUUGGUCUUCUCUUGACCCAUGGGUUCUGUUGCCUCUUUCUACCUAG